UACUCAGCUAUGUCAGAAGAUGAUGAGAGAUACAGGUUCAUCUUCGACACAGUUUCUAAAUAUUGUCCUACCGAAACCGGAUGGGACGAAUUCAAAUCCUCAGUAGAACUUGCUAAGUUUUGUGAUGAUGCAGCUACACCUCUUCUUUCGUGUGUCUUUGCUAAGCAAGGAGUGUCAUUGCAGCUCCAAGUGGCAGAAAACGACGCUCAACAGAUUGUCUUCUUGAAAAACAAACCAUGCCUCCUGGAUGACAAGAACAUGAAUUCCGCUCUAGCUGUCACGACCAUCACAGAGACUCCUUCUCAAGCUCUUUAUCUUGCUCUUAGCAAGAUUUACUAUCCGAUGGUACGAAAUACAGUUGAUGCUAAGUUAGAGAAGCAGCUGUCUCAACUUGCAGCCUCUCUUGGACAUGUCUCCAAAAAACUCGCCCCAUCUUCUGACAAUUUAGAGGAUAUCCAGAGUGUAAAGGAGGAAGUGACAUACUGGGAGAACUUGGCUAACAGGAGUAACAAACUGAGAGACCGAGAGAGGGCACAGUCGGUAUUGGAGUUCCUGCAGCCAAUCAGCAACGACAUAACAUCUCUCGAGUCGACCCCGCUAGAUAGGUGCCAUGAUAACAUGGAGAAGAUACAGGACUAUCUGGAUGACUUGUGGAAGAUGGUGCCGGAUAGUGGAGCUCCAUAUGGCGAGGCCAGGAUGAGGAACCUGCUUAGGGUUCUGGGUGACACGUGGACAAGGUAUAUACAACGGGAACUGAGUGCUUUGUCAGUUUGGGAAGACAAGUACCACGACAUCAGAGACACUCUUGGCGGAGCAAUAUCAGUGUGUGAUAGGUUCCACAGGACUACCGAUAUGCUUACUGUACAGUUCUGGAAACGGUACAGCGCACAGCCAUGGCUGGGAGACAAGUUCGUCAGCAAGAGUGUCCAGGACCUGUCAGUUCGGUUGGAGGAGAUACUGAACAUUAGAGUUGUUCACGAGCAGCUCACCAGGUUACUGUCAGAAACAGAACAAGGACAACUGAACACCGCCACCGCUUUCACCCCUUUCUCCCAGCUCAACUCUCUUUACAACACUCCCUAUACCUUGACAAAGUGGCGUGCUGCUGUAUCUCAAUACGAGAGAGGUAUGGUUCCAGCAGAGAAGAAGAUCUCCGGAAAACUAAAGAAGCAUUUCCAUGAGAUCGGAGCUCAGCCUCAUCAACUUCUCAGAGAGUUUCAGAGGUACAGAGAGCUCGUAAUGAGACCAGCUGUACGAGAUGAACUUGUAGCGGAGCGGGAAACUCUGCUCGCACAGCUUCUCACCUACGUCCGCUCCCUCAAGGACGAGUUCAGCAAGCGCACGUCUGGGUACGGUAAAGAUAAGAGCACACUACAGACUGGUAAGAACCUGCCCGAACUGAUUAACGUUGUGGUGUGGGUCCGACAGCUGAUAGGGAGAGUCUCUGACACGAACAGCACUGCAGUGAAUAUCUUGGGAGAUCUUCAGGGGUUCCAGAGCUUUACUGGGGAGUGCGGCGCGUUACAGCAGGAGAUGUCUGCUUACAUGAACGAACAGGUUGAGAUAUGGGUGAGUGAAGUUGAGAACCUUCUGGAAGACACAGAGAACCCACUAGCCCUUCAGAUGGGUGGUAAACUCAUGGACUUAUCACAUUCUGAUGGAAAGCUACGUGUAUUCUACAGCGAGAGGCUAGUCUCCUUACUAAGAGAAGUAAGACAGCUCACUGCACUAGGAUUUGUAAUUCCCACUAAGAUUCAGAGAGUAGCAGCUACUGCUCAGAAGUUCUACCGACAUGGGGUGGUUUUGAAACAGGUUGAGAAUUUCUACAACUCGAUAGACGAACAGAUGCUGGAAUGUCAGAAGCUGAUGAUGCUGGACAGUGCUGUUAGCUUUGAGGAGACUAUUAAGAACCCUAAACCAGGAGUCAAGGGUAAAGGGAGUAAAGUUCAGGUCACGUGGGAUAAUCCAUCAGAGUUAGAGUCCUACAUCAACAGACUGCAGGGUGCAGCUGACAGACUCACUAUUGAGAACAGGAAACUUAGGAAAUGUCAUUUUGACAUUGCUGACAAGGUGGUUAACCUGAUGAGUAUAGAAUUGUUAAGACAACAGAUGAGAUGGAAGGAAAGUCUGAAUGAGAUAAGAGGAAUCAUGACCACACUUCACCAACAAGGUGUCUCUAAAGAUAACAUGAGACCAUGGAGAAUACACUGGGAUAGACAGCUGUACAAGGCACUGGAACAUCAGUAUCAGAUGGGCUUAGAGAACCUCAACAACAACCUAUCUGAAAUAAAGAUUGAGAUAGUGUACCGGCAAGGCCAGCUCGGGUUCAGACCACCACUAGAAGAAGUAAAAGCCAAGUAUUAUCGGGAGAUGAAGAAGUUUCUUUGUAUCCCCAACCACUUCAAAGGACUGGACGCUCCGAUUAGUAACGAGGAAGGGAAGGUGAUUUUCCCUGCUAUAAUCGACAGAAAUGCAACUCAUUUCUUCACUGUAUACUCUAAAGCUGAAUUCUUAUUCCAGAGGCUGGCUAAAGUGCUGGAUCAGUUCAAACCGUGGGUAGUGUUGGGUAAUAUUGAUAUAGAGAUGAUGAUAGGAGAGACCCUCACAACUACCACUGACUGGGAACUGAACUUCAAGGCUCUGAAACAGAAGGGAAGAGAAGCUGAGCGACUGCCCAGUGAGAUAAAGGUAGACUGCCUGACAGUCAGCACAGCUCCAGUUAAAGCCACUAUAGAUGACCACAUUCAGACUCUAAUGGACACUCUGCUGUUGACUCUGAGACGCAGUGCCAUGUCUGACAUCAACACUAUUGACAAGUUCAUUAUUGAUGGCAUGGACAUUCUCACCACACGUCCUCAAACCGUUGAAGAAGUGGGAGCAGCUAACAAAGAACACGCAGCACUAACCGCUAAUAAACCUUCUGUACAGCCCCUUUUCAAGGAAGCGGAUACGAAGAACAGGCUGCUCCGGAGCGUAGCAGGAAGUGGGGUGGAACAAAUAACAGAGCUCCAGACGAAGUGGGACAAGCUGGAGCUCUUGAUGGAAAGUCACGAACUUAUGAUCAAGGAACAGGUGGAGGUUAUGAGAGGCAACACGAAGGCCCACGUUAAGAAGUUUGCAAGUCAGCUCUCUAAGUUCACUGCUCGGUGGAAUCAACUGAAACCCAAGAAUAUAGACCUUGAAGGCGAUGCACUUAAAACAAUAGACGGUUUGAAAGAAAGACGAUUAGAGUUCCAGGAAGUGAAAGAAGCGUAUGGGAAGAUAGUGGAAGAGUGUGAACACUUUGGUCUCAAACCACCACCAUCUGAUUCUAUUGAUCAGCUUGACACCCAACUUACCGAGCAUGAGAAGAUGUGGGCGCUAUACGAGGAGUAUUCCAGUGAAAUGAAGAAACUGGUGCAGGAGGACUGGGUCUCCUUCAGAGGAUCACUCCAUCAACUUGAGGACCUCAUGAUAUCCUGGUCCGAGAAAAUGAGGAAUGAGAUCAAGGCUCAGGGUGAACCAACUCCUAUGAUAGUCAAGAUUCAAAAAGAGAUAGAGAAGACACAGGACGUUAUACCUUACCUAAAGUACGUCAGAGGAGAACAUCUUUCAAAUAAUCACUGGGUCGAACUCUACAGAAUUAUUGGUCUGCCCCGGACUACAGACAUUGCCAAAUUACGAGUCUCCGAGCUGCUCAACAUGUCUGAUAAGAUAAUAGACAAUGUGGACGCGCUCAAAGAGCUGAACAGUCGAGCCCAGGGAGAGGUGUCCAUCAGAGACGCCCUUACUGAGUUGGAGGUCUGGGGAGCAGGAGCCGUGUUCUCACUAUCAAAGUAUGAUGACACCAACGGAUUGGAGGUACAGAUCAUCAAGGAUUGGAAGGAAAUGCUGACUCAAGUCGGGGACCACCAGUCUUUACUGCAGUCCCUGAAAGACAGCCCUUAUUUCAAAGGAUUUGCUGAUAAAGCUGGAUUGUGGGAGACGAGGCUUGCGUCUCUUGAUUCGUAUCUACAUGACUUGAACCAGAUUCAGAGGAAGUGGGUAUUCCUGGAGCCUAUAUUUGGACGGGGAGCUCUGCCCAGAGAACAGGCUAGAUUUGACAGAGUUGACGCAGAAUACCGUAAGAUAAUGUACGGAAUAGCGGGAGAUCAUCGCCUUGUUUCCCUCUGUAACCAAACAUCUCUAUCCGAUAAACUCGCUAACAUCCUCGAUCAACUCCAGAGAUGCCAGAAAUCACUGAACGAAUUCUUGGAAGAGAAGCGUAGUGCGUUCCCGCGUUUCUACUUUAUUGGGGACGAUGAUCUACUGGAGAUUCUGGGGCAGUCCACAAACCCUGUCGUUAUUCAGUCACAUCUCAAGAAACUCUUCGCUGGGAUGUACGCUGUCGGCUUCAGUGAAGAUAAGAACACGAUAGUGAGCAUGUACUCAGUGGACGGUGAGACGGUGCCCCUUGUCAGUCCUGUAAAGAUAGUACCCCAAGUUGAAGCCUGGCUAUCUGAUCUGACUGAACAAAUGAAACUUACUCUUCAGCAUCUGGUCGUGCAAUGCGUUAACGAACACAGGAAUGGCUCAGCAAGUCCUACAAAGUACCCAUGUCAAGUACUAAGUGUGGCUGAACACAUCCUCUUUACUGAACGGUGUGAGGAGGCGCUAAAAGGUGGUGAUUUAAACGGAUAUUUACUGGAAUUAGAGGGACAACUGGACUCUUACACCAGUACUGAUAUUAACCCUACUGGUCCUGAAGACAGGGACGCUAUAGUUCUGCAGAUAAAACUACGAUCUCUGAUUCUGGAUCUGGUUCAUAUGUUAGAUGUGGUGAGAAAGUUAGCCAAUGCUGGUGUUAACAGUAUUGGGGACUGGCUCUGGCAGAAGCAACUCCGAUUCUACCUUGUGAAGGAUCAAGUAGUUAUGAGAAUGUGUGACACGGAGUUUAAGUACACCUACGAAUACCAGGGAACAGCUCCAAAACUAGUCCACACCCCGCUCACUGACAAGUGCUACCUUACUCUUACUCAAGGAAUGCACUUAGGAAUGGGUGGCAAUCCAUACGGCCCAGCUGGUACUGGCAAAACAGAGUCUGUCAAAGCACUGGGUAACAUGUUCGGUAGGCAAGUCCUGGUGUUCAACUGUGAUGAGGGUAUUGAUGUGAAGAGUAUGGGCCGAAUUUUUGUUGGUCUGGUGAAGUGUGGAGCCUGGGGUUGUUUUGAUGAGUUCAACAGAUUGGAAGAGGCCGUGUUGUCAGCAGUUAGUACUCAGAUCCAGGUUAUCCAGGCUGGCAUCAUGAGGAACACUCCAACACUUCAACUCAUGGACAAGCAGGUUAAGUUGGAUCCUAACACUGGAAUAUUUGUGACGAUGAACCCGGCUGGAAAAGGAUACGGUGGACGCCAGAAGCUUCCUGAUAACCUGAAACAGCUGUUCAGACCUGUUGCCAUGACAAAACCUGACAAUGAACUUAUCGCCGAGGUAAUAAUGUGCAGUGUUGGGUUCAAGACAUCGGAGGAGCUCUCUGGUAAGCUGGUUGCAGUGUUCUCGCUCAGCAAACAGCUGCUAUCUCCUCAACAGCAUUAUGAUUGGGGUCUCAGAGCUAUCAAAACCGUCCUGAGCAGCGCAGGUAACCUCCUCCAGAUAGCAAAACAAGCAGGAACUGUCACACCAACCAUGGAGCAGGAAGUUUCAGUUCAGUCCCUCAGACUCAAUACCCUCUCUAAACUUACUUUUGCGGACUCGAAACGGUUCGAUUCUCUUCUCAAAGACGUGUUUCCUGGUAUCGAUCACAAGGAUAUAGAGAAAGAAGCUCUUCGUCUGGCUAUCAAGGAAGUAUGUUCUGAACAAGACCUAGUCUCCAUGGACACUCAAACAAAGAAAAUACUGGAACUUCAUGAACAGCUAUCACAACGAAUGGGAGUUGUAGUGGUGGGACCCUCUGGUUGUGGUAAGACUGUGCUGUGGAAAACACUUCAAACUGCCAUGUGUAAGAUUGGGAGGGAGGUGAAGGUGUACACUAUGAACCCUAAAGCUCUGCCAAGACACAAACUGCUGGGUUCUAUUGAUAUUGAUACUAGAGAGUGGAGUGAUGGUAUUCUUACUUACGCUGCAAGACAGGUAGUAAAAGAGCCAGUUCACAUACAAAGUUGGAUAGUAUGUGAUGGUGACAUUGAUCCAGAGUGGAUUGAGUCUCUAAACUCCGUAUUGGACGACAACAGACUGCUGACAAUGCCUAGUGGAGAGCGAAUACAGUUCGGACCAAACGUCAACUUCCUGUUUGAGAGUCACGAUCUUAGCUGUGCUUCUCCUGCAACAAUCAGUAGAAUGGGUAUGAUCUUCUUGAAUGACGAAGAUAUGGAUAUAAAGGCUAUAGUGGGGAGCUGGCUGUCCAAGCAGACUGAUAAUAACAGCCUGGAGAACUGGAUUGAAGACUAUUUCUACAAAGGACUCGCCUGGUGUCAUCGACACAAAAAGAACUUUGUAGUGAAUAGGAGCACUGUUGCAACUGUAAACAUGGGACUAUCUCACCUGACUGGGGCGAGGACCAAGCCCCAGUUUCUGUGUGGUCUUGUCAGAGGAUUCGGAGCGAACCUGCCUCUUACUGAACGGGAAAGUCUGGCUAAAGAGAUAUUCAAGCUGGGUAACGAGACUGUACCCGACAUGUCAGCUAUACUGGAUACCUACUACUCCCCCAAGUCCCAGAGACUUGAGACAUACCAACUCCAGGUACCGGACUGCAACUACAAAGAUUUCUCGGAGCAGCCUCCACUAAUCAGCACAUGUGACACACAACGAGUCAGAGAUCUUCUCGACCCCUGGAUCUCCAAAUUGGAACCCUUCGUCCUGGUGGGACCUGAGGGUAGUGGCAAGAGUCUCCUCCUUCAGACCAUGUUCAAGGAGUUGAGCAGUACAGGUAUUGCGGUAGUUCACUGCAGCUCCGAGACCUCCCCCAGACAGGUCUUACAGAAACUCCUCCAAUUCUGUAGAACUAUGAGCUCCAACGUUGGCCGGGUACUCCGACCAAAAGAAACAGAGAAACUAGUCCUGUUCCUGAAAGGAAUCAACCUGGUGAAGCCUGACUCCUGGGGCACCUCCAUGUUAUCCUCCUUCCUACAGCAACUUAUAACCUACCGGGGAUUCUACGAGGAUAACCUAGAAUGGGUUAAUCUGGAGGGUGUUCAGAUUGUAGCGACUAUGUCUGCAGGAAACACUCUGGGAAGGUACGAGCUGUCUCCACGUCUGACGAGUAUUAUGCACGUGGCGUAUAUGAGUUACUCUGGGCGCGAGGAGCUACACUCCGUGUAUAGCGCCUACCUCUACCCUCUCCUUCAAGUCCAGGUGUCAAAUCACCCAGUAUGGGUGGCGCCUAAGAGCGUACAGGCUCUAGCCAGCAGUAUGAUGAGCGUGUACGAGCAGGUCAGGGAGAACUUUACCUCAGAUAUGUACCCUCACUACAUCUUCAACCCCCGACAUCUCACUAUGUGGACACUUAAUCUCACCAGAUACGAUGCAGUGAGUGGAAGUGAGCACGGAACCUCAGGACCCCUCCUCCUGGCCUGGGCCUACGAGGCCCGAAGACUCUUCAGGGACAAGUUGGCUAGCCAGCAACAUGUGGAGAAGUUCGACGGUAUCCUAGCAACUGUGCUGCGCAGCGAUUGGGGAGUUGAUAUCUCCCUGCUGGAUAAAAAGUACUUUGUAACGUAUGGUGAUACGAGUGGAGUGACUGUUGCCUCCCCACAUGGCAAAACUCUGGGUCUGAUCUCGAGUAAAGACUACAAGGAGAUCAUUGCAAAGGGAGCUAAAGUGUACAGCAGGGAAGUGCGAGAUUUGAAGCUUCACUUCUUCCCAGAAGUAUUGUCCAGCAUGGCACUGGUAGAGAGAGUAUUGACGGCUCCCGGUGGUAAUCUCCUUCUAGCAGGACGAAGUGGAGUUGGUAGGAGAACCGCGAUAUCUGUCAUUGCUCACAUGCACAGAAUGCAGGUCAUCUCACCGAAAGUGUCCCGGAACUACUCUCUCAAACAACUUAAGAUUGAUCUGAGGAGUUGUGUCCAGGCGGCGGGAGUGGAGGGAGAGCAAGUAGUGCUGUUGUUAGAGGACCAUCAGCUCUUAGAUCCUACCUUUUUGGAGAGCAUCAACUCUUUGCUUUGUUCCGGAGAAGUGCCGGGUCUCCUUACACCAGAGGAGCUAGAUACUCUCAUAUCCCCUCUCAAAGAACAGCUCGAGACAGAUGAGUUUGACGGCACACUAGGCCAGUACUUCAUCAGACGGAUAAUGAGAAAUCUGCACAUCGUCUUCAUCCUAGACAGCUCCAACCCUAACUUCAGGCCACAAUGUGAAGCCAACCCAGCUCUUUAUACUAAGUGUCAGUUUAUCUGGCUGGAAAGCUGGGCUCCCAACACCAUGGCCCGACUACCCAGGAUGGUGAUACCAGAGAUAGAGAAGAGAGAAGCAAGUUCCAUGAUACACAACUCUGUAGCAGACAGCACUCCUCGUCAGUACCUGGCCUCACUGGACGUUUACAACAAAGUCCUGGAUACGAAGAAGAGGGGCAUCAAGAAAAAGCAGGAGCAUCUGAUCGCUGGUGUUAGUAAACUUAACGAAGCAAAAACUCUGGUGGAUGAUCUGAAAGCAAAGGCUGCGGUGAAGAGCAAAGUGUUAGCGGAAAAGCAGAAGGAGGCUGACGAGGCGUUGAAUGAGAUCACAGCAAGAAUAGGACAAGCUUCUGAAAACAAACAAGAGAUGGAGGUACUGAAAGGUAAGCUUGGAGAAGAGACAGUUAAACUUGAACAAAGGAAGAAGGCUAUUGACAUCGAGCUGGCGGAAAUUCAACCGCUUGUUGACGAGGCUAAGGCAGCGGUUGGCAACAUCAAAUCGGAGGCUCUAUCCGAGAUCCGCUCCCUAAGAGCUCCUCCUGACGUGAUCAGGGAUAUCUUGGAAGGAGUUCUACAGCUGAUGGGUAUAUUCGACACCUCCUGGGUAAGUAUGAGAAGUUUCCUUGCCAAGAGAGGUGUGAAAGAGGAGAUUAUAUCAUUCGAUGCGAGAAAGAUUGCUCCAGAGAUCAGAAAUUCAGUCGAAGCACUCCUUCAAAAGAACAAGAAAUCAUUCGACCCUAAGGUAGCCAAGCGAGCAAGUGUUGCAUGUGCCCCGCUAGCAUCAUGGGUGAGAGCUAACGUACAGUUCAGCAUCGUUCUGGAGAAGAUAGGGCCACUGGAAGGCGAACAGAGGGGGCUGAUGAAGAAGGUGCAGAAGUCACAGAUGCGAGUGGAGAAUCUCGAGAAGGCUCUGGACGUUGUGGAACAGGAGGUGGCGGAAAUGAGAUGUCGUUUCGACAAGAGAACAACUGAGGCUAGUAGGCUUGCCAUUGAGCUGGACCAGGCCACGGAGACUAUCACUGCUGCUGAAAAUUUGGUUGGGAAACUUGUUGGGGAACACACGAGGUGGACAAGUCAGGUAGAGGUCCUCCAAUCAGAACUGGAGGAGUUACCCCUCCUGUCCCAGGUAGCGGCCUCUUUUAUCACCUACCUUGGAGCAUAUCCUGAGGAUGUGAGGGCGGAGCUAGUACGGAAGUGGAGUAAAGAGGUGGGAGUGUCACGUUUUGAACUCAACAGGUUCCUGUCCACUGAGAGUGAGCAGUUACAGUGGAAAGCGGAAGGGUUACCCUCUGAUGCGUUGUCAGUUGAGAACGCCCUGAUAAUACUGCACGGCACCAGGACCCCCUUCCUUAUUGAUCCCUCGUGCAGGGCUUCUUCCUGGUUAAAAGAAAACCUGAAGAACCAAAGACUUGAGGUGAUUAAUGCUAAUGAUAAUGGGUUUAUGACAGCACUUGAGCUGGCUGUCAGGUUUGGAAAGACUCUUCUGAUCCAGGAGAUGGACACUAUAGAUCCUGCACUAUUCCCUCUACUCAGAGGUGACUUUAUAUCUAGCGGUCCAAGAUCUGUAGUUCAAGUUGGAGAAAAGUUGAUGGAUUACAAUGAAGAUUUCAAAUUGUUCCUGACCACACGAAACCCUAAACCGGACUUACCACCAAGCUCUGUGGCGCUGCUGAGUAUCGUGAACUUCUCGACCACCAGAGCUGGACUAACAGGACAGUUAUUGGCAGUGACGAUACAGCACGAGAAACCACAGCUGGAGGAAAGGAAGAGCGCCCUCCUGGCGAAAGAGGAAUCCCAGAAAGUGGAGCUGAACAAGUUGGAGGAGUCGUUACUUGAGGAGCUGGCAAACGCUCAGGGCAGUAUCUUGGAGAACAAGUCUCUGAUUGAGAGCCUAAACCAGACGAAAAAGAACAGCGUGGUGAUCAUGGAGGCGCUGACUGAGUCUCAGAACUUGCAGACGUCUUUGGACGAGGAACGGAACAUCUACCUGAAGUUAGCGGAGACCGGAGCUACACUCUAUUUCGUGAUUAAAUCACUGAGUUCUGUGAACUGCAUGUACAGGUUCAGUCUGACUUCUUUCUUGACGGUCUUUAAGGAGGCGCUCCAAGCUAAAACCUCCAGCGGAGACAAAGACAGGAUCGAGUCGCUUGUGGCCACUCUUAAAGUUCUGUUGUAUGAGAGUAUCUGCAGGUCGCUGUUCAAAGCGGAUCGGCUGAUGUUUGCACUGCAUCUGGUGCAUGGCAUGCACCCUGAAAUGUUCAACGAGAGCGAGUGGGAGCUGCUAACCGGACAGAUAGUAACCGAUACCAUGUUGAGGAGACAAGAGUCUCAGCAAGCCAUGGCAGAGAAGUACCCCUCCUGGAUAUCAGCAGAGUUGGUACCAGCAGUCGCUCUCUUGGAGUCAGCAACUCCAGCUCUCUUUAGAGAACUACACUUGGAGGACGAGAACUUGUGGAGCAACUUCGGAAGUGCUAAGGAGUGCGAAAAGGAGAUUCCUAGGAGUGUCAGUAGUCAGGUGUCUGAAUUUCAGAAGUUGCUGAUAGUCCAGACUCUCAGACCAGAUAGGUUGAUCAGCAGCAUGCAGCUGUUUGCUCAGAGAGCUCUGGGAGUCCGGGAACUGUCACCGCCGGUUGUCAACUUGAAAAGGUUGUACCAGGAGCAGACCAAAUGUCAUGAACCCAUACUCGUCCUCAUCUCCCCCGGAUCUGACGUGAGUCAGGAGCUUCAGGAACUUGCUCACCAAGUUGUGGGACCCACUAACUACGUUCAAGUUGCUAUGGGCCAGGGACAGUCCCUAUACGCGCUGCAGCAGCUGAGAGAGUGUGCUGGGAAGGGAAUGUGGCUGUGCUUGAAGAACCUCCAUCUAGUAAUAGCUUGGGCGCCAGUGCUUGAAAAAGAGAUCAAUGCUCUCAAACCACACCAAAACUUCAGACUGUGGUUGACAGCUGAACCGCACCUGAAGUUCCCUCUAGUCCUACUUGAGAGCUCUCUAAAAGUCACAUACGAGUCGCCUCCUGGCGUGAAAAAGAAUCUGCUCCGAACCUACGAGGCGUGGACUCCUCAGUUUAUUGAGAAGGGACAUCAACCUGUUAGGAGCCCCUUGUUCGCUCUUGCUUGGUUCCACGCUAUCAUCCAGGAGAGAAGAAACUUCAUUCCUCAGGGCUGGACUAAGUUCUACGAGUUCAGUAACGCUGAUUUGAGGUCAGGUGCAGAUAUUAUAGAUAGACUCUGCACCAGCACUGGCAGCAUUCAAUGGGACUUCAUACACGGACUGUUUGAGAACGCAGUCUUCGGAGGCAGGGUAGAUAACAACUACGAUCUGGAGGUUCUCCGAGCUUAUCUUCACCAGUACUUUGACCGGGAUGUACUGGGUGGGAAGGGAAGGAAGAAGCUUGCUGGUAUCCUGGAACUCCCACUCUCAGUCAACCACAAAGACUUCGUGAAAGCAAUCACAGCACUCCCUGAAACUGAUACACCUGCUAUGUUUAACCUACCCCAAAACGUAGACCGAUCGCAACAGAGAAGCGUGGCUAAAAGCGUGCUAUCUCAGCUAGUUCUGGUUUCCCGACCUAACCUGGAGGACGAACAGUUCGACAAGGCCCGCUGGACCAAGGAUCUGUCCCCAUUCCUACACUUAUGGAAGAGAUUAAACCAGGGCAGUGAACUUGUGAAGCUAUCUUCAGAUCAGAUCCCGAACCCUGGGGAGAAUGACCCACCUCUACUGGCCUUCCUUCUUCUGGAGAGACAAGUUGCUAUCAAACUCCUGCAACUAGUCCACACUGAUUUGUCCAGAAUCAGCAAGGUCAUACGUGGAACUCUACUCCUGACAACCGAUGUGAAAGACAACGCAACAGCUCUUCUGAAGCACGAGGUUCCUGGUUCCUGGUGUAGGAAGUGGGAAGGACCUGUUGCUCCUAUACACUGGCUACGAUCUCUAGUUAGCAAGACUUUAGCGCUUGGAGGCUGGGUGGAGAGAUGUCAGGCUGGUGCCUUGCUCACAUCCCCUGCCGACUUAUCAGAACUAUUUAACCCUGCAGUGUUCCUGAAUGCUUUAAGACAGGAAUCAGCCCGGAGACUGAAUCUACCGAUCAACAGUUUAGAGUUUGUUUCUCACUGGGGACCCAGUUCGGGACUAAGCAAAGCUAAAUGCCCGGUAACUAUCGAGGGGUUGACUAUUGAAGGGGCUCUGUUUGAUGGUCACAAGUUGGUGGAAUGUGCCCGAGACUCACCCUCCAAUUCUCCAAUCUCCAAUUGUAGUGUAGCUUGGGUACCAGCUGGACAGGGUGGCAAUAAAGACAACCAGUUGGAGACACCAGUAUAUUACAACAGUUUGAGGGAGCAACAAGUUACAUCUAUCAGGAUACCCUGCCCGGGAUCACCAGCACUCUGGAAACUUAAAUCUGUGGCGCUCAUACUCAAGAAUCAGUGAUUCAUGUUGGAUCAAACCAGUGUAUAAUAAUCUAUAAACUGCAAAAAGACGUUUCACUUUUUGUUUAAUUUGUGUUUACUGUGUAGGUUUUAUUUAAAACGAAUCGGUGUUAUUUAAAAGUAAUGUAUAGUGUAUACUCUGUACUCUGUAUUGUUUGAAAAAUUUGACAA
Bolinopsis microptera is the source of this 12941-nucleotide messenger RNA. Its product is annotated as cytoplasmic dynein 2 heavy chain 1-like. Lineage: Eukaryota; Metazoa; Ctenophora; Tentaculata; Lobata; Bolinopsidae. Gene Ontology annotation, biological process: microtubule-based movement. The record is from RefSeq and is a predicted model, not a curated record. Gene Ontology annotation, cellular component: dynein complex. Gene Ontology annotation, molecular function: dynein intermediate chain binding; dynein light intermediate chain binding; minus-end-directed microtubule motor activity.